AUGGACAAACUGCAGUGGACACCUCUUUUCACCAAUUUCGCUGACUAUGUGGAUGUCACUUCUCAGCUUCAACUUGCAAUCGCUUGUAUUGCCUUCAAUCCCAUUUUCUGGAACGUUGUAGCCCGUCUCGAGCACAAGACCCAUUUUUUGACAAAAGCUACGGGCAAUGCUUAUAGAGGAUGUUAUUUACUAGCUUUCACAAUCUUCUCGUUAGGUAUUUUCCGUGAUCAUGUCUAUAACAAAGCUCUUUUGGAACAGCCAACCUACCAGCCACUUGUGGACAGCACCUUAGUCAAGGGAUUGGCAAUUGGCACGUUUGCAUUUGGCAAUGUGCUUGUGUUGCUGUCCAUGUGGGCUCUCGGGGUGACAGGAACCUACUUGGGUGACUAUUUUGGCAUCUUAAUGGACGAAAGAGUCACGUCGUUUCCAUUCAACAUCAACGACAACCCUAUGUACAAUGGCUCCACGUUGUGCUUCUUGGGUACCGCUUUGUGGUACGGUAAGCCCACAGGUUUGCUCGUGACAGCCUUCGUCUUUGUCAUGUACAAGAUCGCUUUGCUCUUUGAAGAGCCCUACACUGCGGCUAUCUACGCCAAGAGAGCCGAAAAGAAGGAUUAA
This is a messenger RNA of Candidozyma auris, 618 nucleotides long. RefSeq names its product bifunctional phosphatidyl-N-methylethanolamine N-methyltransferase/phosphatidyl-N-dimethylethanolamine N-methyltransferase (gene OPI3). Bases 1 to 618 code for a protein of 205 amino acids. The transcript has a single exon. Gene Ontology annotation, biological process: phosphatidylcholine biosynthetic process. The record is from RefSeq and is a predicted model, not a curated record. Gene Ontology annotation, molecular function: S-adenosylmethionine-dependent methyltransferase activity. Lineage: Eukaryota; Fungi; Ascomycota; Pichiomycetes; Serinales; Metschnikowiaceae.